Molecule: messenger RNA, 1394 nt
Organism: Scatophagus argus
Lineage: Eukaryota; Metazoa; Chordata; Actinopteri; Scatophagidae
Molecular function (GO): oxidoreductase activity
Source: RefSeq, a predicted model, not a curated record
GCGUCCUCCUCGGCUGAGCCGGCUCAUGAGUGGCUUCCCUCUGAGUGGUGACACAGCACUUAAAAUGUGGCCCAGUGCAGUAAGUCGAGGGGUCUGGUUAAGAUUACACGAGAGUCAAACUGUUCUCGUCGAGUAAAAGUCAAAAGAUGGAGGCCCCGUCACUUUGCUGAGUCAGUUUGGCAUUUCCAGGCAAACUUUUGGCCCACCUUUUCCAGUAAGAACCAACACAGCUGAUGCUCCUCCUCCACAACAGAAUUGCCUUUUUAUGUCACAUGGAAAACCUGAACAAAUUGCGUGAAUGUCACCCUCACACACUUCAGGGUCAACAAACAUCCCUCACAAUGAACUUGCUGUGUUGUCAGCAGGCUUAUAUUGUGCAAUGGGAAGCACCAGCAGACCGUCCACAAACGGAGACACCGAGCAGCAUGCACACGUCUCUCUUCAUCGGCCAAAUCGUUGGCAUCCUCUCCCUCUCUGCCUUGCUGCUCUUCGCCUUUGCCAAGCUGGUUUCCCGCCACAGCUGCGGCCGCGUGCAGGACGGUAACGGCUACGCUGUGCUGAUAACGGGCUGCGACAGCGGCUUCGGGCACCAGCUGGCUCAAAGUUUGGACCGCAAAGGGUUUGUGGUCUUCGCUGGGUGUUUAUUCCCACAAGGAGCCGGCGCCCAGAGCCUGGCCAGACAGAGCUCCCAUAAUCUGAAAAUCCUCAAGCUGGACGUCACCAGCGAUGAGGAGGUGCAGCAGGCGAAGAAGACGGUCCAGGAGAACCUGCCAGAGAAAGGCCUGUGGGCGGUCGUGAACAACGCUGGAAUCUCAGACUGGGCCGAGAUCGAAUGGAGCACCAUCGAAGACUUUCGCAACAUGGCGGACAUCAACCUGUUCGGCUCCAUCAGGACCUCGAUCGCCUUUCUGCCGCUGGUUCGUGCCACCAAAGGCCGGAUGGUCUACACAUCGAGCAUCUUUUCCUUCUUCAACUGCCUGAACAUGGCAGCUUACAGCGUGUCGAAGAGAGGACUGGAGGCGUUUGUCGACUGCCUGAGGGUGGAAAUGGCCAGUUUUGGUAUGAAGGUCAGCAUCAUCCAGCCGGGAAGCUUCGGCCAAGCCACCAACAUCCUGAAGAUGAAAACAGGUUUUGAUUGGGAAAAGUUAGAUGAGGACCAGAAGCAGAUAUUUAACCGGCAGUACGUCGAGCUGGCCAACAAGUACUUCAUCGACAUGGUCAUCGAUGCGAUGCUGCACGCGCUCACGUCCGCCCAUACCGUCAUUUUCCAGGAAAAGUCCUGUGAUGAACAAAUGCUCACCACAUGCCUGAUGGGACUGGUGCCAAGAGAGGCAGUGAGGAAGCCACAAAAGUCUGCCUGCAGCUGGUGUUGGGGAGGAACUGGUCAAAUGUGA